UUAAUUACCGCUCGCACUGCUACCGCCACCUCUCGUACUUUCCUUUCCUUCGACAAUCUCCGUCAGCGGUGAGGGAAGCCCGGCAGGUGAUUGGACAACGCUGGUUUCGCAACGUCACAGGGGAUCGUCAGUAUAAGUCAACUCAGAGGCGAGGCGCUCUACAGAUUCAAAUCCAGUUUCUGGGGGAUCGGCAACACGUGUCCUGGACCUCAAACAAUAAUAAUAUGUCUCUACACAAAAACACAACAGAGAGGCCUCCUGUGAGGAGAUCCGAGGCAGACAGACUUUUGACCAGCGGAAACAAACAGACCAACAGACUGUAUCCAUCACUGCCCAAGACUGACAGGUAUGAUGCUUGUGUGGCGGAUCGCUCUGUUGAGGAAAAGCUUCGACCAGCGUCAGUGUUUCAUCCUCGCACGCUUCUCGGAGAAAACCAGUCAGACUCAUCGGCUGCCAGCAGGGAGGCCAGAUGGAAAGCACAGAUUCUUAUCUUGGAGGAGCAAAAACAAGAGCUCCUUUCUAUUAAUGAGAAGUGGGCGAAAGAGUACCGUACCAUGAGGCAAUACUACAAAGAGAAGGUUCAAGAUUUGAAAACGUUGCUGCAACGUGAUUACAGCCAGUUUGAAGAGAUGUGUGAAGCAGGGGAGAUAAACACCGAGUUAUAUGGGAAAUUAAAAUUCAAGACACUCAAAGAUAUAAAGAGCCCACGGACCGGUGACGCUGAUGUCAGCUCCGAGUUACUGAAAGCAGAAAAGGAGGCGAAGGAGCUACGAGUGCAAAACAACACUUUGACCAGGAGAGGGCAGCAUCAGCAUGAGGAGAUCAGGCGACUGAACAAGGCGCUAGAGGACGCACUGCAGACGAGUCAACCGCUAGAAGUGAGCAGUGAAACACUACACGAGAUCUGGAAACAUCAGGCGGAGGUCUACAAAGAAGACUUUUUGAAGGAGCGGCGCGACAGAGAGAAGCUAAAGGAGAAGUGUCUGGAUGUAGAGAAGAAGUUUAGAAAAGUUCACAGUGAGCUCCGUGUCCUAAAAUCUCAGGUGACUCGGACACCACAGCCUGUGCCUGAAUGCAGCUGCACAACACGAGCGAGAAGUCCGACGUGGGACGUGCGGCACAUUAACCCGCGCCACAUGGUGUUAGAACGGCGUUAAAUGAAGAAUAACAACGUCUGAAAUUCAAAUGCUCCUCGCUCUAUGUUUACAAAUGUGUGUUGCGCUUUAUUGAGGCGUGAGCUCAAGAGUGCAGCAUUAGCAGGGUGAGACUUUGCCAGCUUAUAGCAGGCAGGACUCUGUUCUGUCUUGAGUCUUUGGCCGACCGCCUGCUGCAGGUUCAGCUUCAGGUAGCCUUCGUUGUGAUCGUAGCGAGGCCAUUCUACCAGCCCGGGGUCCAUUAGGUGACCCGUAUGGAGGAAGACACACACACACAAACAUGAACCUCAUGUGAAGCAGCACAUACUCCACCCAUUGUGUGCAAAUUUAGCAAUGCAAGCCAUCACGGCCUUUCUUAGCCCCUCCUCUUCUUGUGACAUGGGUCCAUAUCAACAACCUAAAACACUACUGAGUUUCAGAAAUGAAUGUGGGAUCUUCCUGUUUGAUGAACCUUGAACGUGAAGUUGCCCAGUAAAGAAGAGAUGUCUAAGGAAAAAGGAAACGUCACCGUAGUGGUCCACAGCACUUUAGAUCGGAGGUGAAUGCUGGAACUCAUAGAGGUACACUGGCAACACCUGCUUCUGUCAGGAGGAGAGAGAAUACAGGUUGGAAUAGCACCAAAGGGGCUGUGACUGUUUCAAAGGUGUUAUAAAGCCCCCUGGGUGGUAUGCAGAACCGAACCCAGUCAGAGAGAACAUGGAAAUGUAGGAGUCAUGAAGUCAUGUUAUUUGAACUGUGUAUUUUAUGAAUGUUUUUAAGAAAUCUGUUGCUGCAUAUUCUUCCUGUUUUCACGAGAAUAAAUCACUGACAUCUGUA
This is a messenger RNA of Labrus mixtus (cuckoo wrasse), 1970 nucleotides long. Its product is annotated as TNFAIP3-interacting protein 1-like. Gene Ontology annotation, biological process: cellular response to lipopolysaccharide; regulation of transcription by RNA polymerase II. The transcript has 10 exons. The coding region runs from base 225 to 1157 and encodes 310 amino acids. The record is from RefSeq and is a predicted model, not a curated record. NCBI's taxonomy places the organism in Eukaryota, Metazoa, Chordata, Actinopteri, Labriformes, Labridae.